AUGUUUUGUUUUGGAGAUCGCGCACUGGGAUGGCCUAAAUACUCAAAAGUGAUGGCGGGUGCGCUUGAAGGUGAUACAUUCAUUGGAAACAAAGCUCAAGAGAAUAGAGGUCUUCUAAGGUUAAGAUAUCCAAUUGAGCACGGUAUCAUACAGAAUUGGGAUGAUAUGCAAAAAAUAUGGUCUUCUGUGCUACAAAAUGAAUUGAAAACAAGUCUUGAAGAUCAUCCUGUUUUAUUAACUGAAGCACCAUUAAACCCUAAAAGACACCGUGAUAAAUGUGCACAAAUUUUCUUUGAAACUUAUAGUUGUCCAGCUUUAUACAUGUCAAUCCAAGCAGUUUUGGCUCUUUAUGCUUCAGGGAGAACCACAGGUGUUGUGCUUGAUUCAGGUGAUGGUGUCAGUCAUUCAGUCCCUGUGUAUGAAGGGUUUUCAUUACCAAAUGCUAUAAAGAGAAUAGAUGUUGCAGGUAGAGACGUUACAGAACAAUUACAAUUAUUAUUACGUAAAAAUGGUUAUUUAUUACAAACAAGUGCUGAAAAGGAGAUCGUUCGUUUAAUAAAAGAAAAAACAUGUUAUGUAUCAAUUGAUCCACAAAAGGAUGAAAAAGAUUGGUACUCAUCAUCAUUUGGAUUUGAAACUUCACAAACUACAAACAAAAAUGUUGAAUUAUAUAAACUACCCGAUGGGAAAACUAUUGAAAUUGGUGCUGAAAAAUUUAGAUCAGCUGAAAUAUUAUUUCAACCUGAGAUUAUUGGGUCAGAAUUUCCAGGGAUUCAUGAAAUGGUUUUCGAUUCUAUAGGGAAAGUUGAUUUAGAUUUAAGAAAUUCAUUAUAUCAAAGUGUUGUGUUGAGCGGCGGUACUACGUUAUUGAAAGGAUUUGGUGAUAGAUUAAUCAAUGAAUUGAAAGUAAUGACACCAAAGGGGACUAAAAUAAAGAUAUUCGCACCACCAGAAAGAAAAUAUAGUACAUGGAUUGGUGGAUCAAUUCUUGCAGGGUUAAGUACAUUUAAAAAAGUAAGUUAUUUUCUUGUUAAGUGUCUUAUGUUAUUAGUUUACUAA
This is a messenger RNA of Hansenula ciferrii, 1059 nucleotides long. Its product is annotated as Actin-1. Lineage: Eukaryota; Fungi; Ascomycota; Saccharomycetes; Phaffomycetales; Wickerhamomycetaceae. The record is from RefSeq and is a predicted model, not a curated record. The coding region runs from base 1 to 1059 and encodes 352 amino acids. The transcript has 2 exons.